AGUCGUUCGGGAUGGAUAGCCUUGAGGUCUUAAAGCCAGCAAUCAGCGGAUGCUGUGUGGUCUGUGGCACAAAAACCCGUGUAGUUUGCCAUCGUUGUGGUGAUUUUUAUUGCUCAAAGAAAUGUCAGCUGAAUGACUGGCAACGUCAUAGGUAUAUAUGUUUCUCAAUACCCGCCCUGGUGCAUCCCUUAGAAUGCUCAGCUUUUGGUAUUAUGGAAAUGCCGUCACAGCCGGGUAUUCAACAAGUUUGCGACAAUGUCGUCACUGCUAACAAAGUCGACGAACAAAAAGCUAACCUAGGCAAAAGGCAAAAUGAAGCAGCUCCUCUUACUGCAACUACAGAAAGCGGACGCAAAUACGAUAAUGCUUACAAAGCAGACGUAUCAGUAACGGCAAGAGGCAGCAGCAGCAGCAACAACAUCAAAAACAACAACAACAACAAAAGCAACAAUGGCUUAAAUAACAACACUUCAAAGAAAACGAAUAUUAAAAUAAAUGUUGCUCCGCCUUGUAUAGCUAUGCCUCUAAGUGGAGACAUUAUUUAUAUUACCGGCUUUCGAUCUGUAAAUCGUUGUUUUGUGCGCGAGGCCAACGAAAAUGCUGAGAAGGAAUAUUCAGAAAUUUGCCGAAAGGUUAAUUUGUUGGGGAAAGAGAUGAACAAAAUAGAUAAGCCGAAGAUCUUGUCGUACGCCCUAGCCAAGUAUCAAGAUCAAUUCCGACGUGUUAAAAUAAUUCCUGGCUCAUGUGUGCGCCUUCAAUUCCUGGACUUGGGCUUUGUCAAGCCAAGGGGUAGCGUUGAAAUUCAUGAGAUAAGCAACGAAAUAAUGCAACUACCUUGCAGUAUCAUGGAGCUUCAGCUGAAGGGCGUUCCGAACGCACCAAUGAGUCAUGAAGUCCUCAAGUUCAUUUCCAAUUUCGAGAAUAGGCGGUUUAUAGUACAGUAUGACAAUAUUAGGCAAAUAGAUUUACAGCAUGUAAAUACAGGCAAAUCAUUGAAUUUACAGAUCAUUGAAUAUUUAUCAAAAUUGCAUCUCAUUGGUAGUGCGAUUCCGUCUGAGAAAAAGUUAGUGUGUGCCAAAUCAGAUGCACAGAACAAUUUAGCUUUAGAGUCAAAAAUGGAUGAUUCGACGCCAGAUAUCUCAGUGCCAGAGGAUCCACCUAAAGUGGAAUUUGAAUUGGAAACUCAACCGACAACCAAAGCUGAUCAAUUUCUAAACAAUAAAGAAGUGAAUUUGACAAAGGAACAAAUAUCAGCUGCCAAUGUUGAAGAAAAUAAUAAAAUACACAACUUACAGAGCUUAGAUAAGGAAUCAUCAGAUCAACAUGAAAACGCCAAAGAAAAUAUUCCAUCUAAUUUUAAUAUAGAGUUAAAUACCAUUCCGCCUGUAACUCUUGAAACUACCAAAAACGGCAACUCCACUUCGGAGAUUAUAAAAAAUCUUAAAACUAUAAACAAAAUAUCCACAGAUAUCAAAACAGAUGAAGCAGAUAUUCAAAAGCCAAGCACGUCCAUUGCUAAAACUUAUUCUGAUCCUUUAUUAAUUGCGCCCUUCGAAACGCAUCGCAUUGUCAUCAAUUCGCGAGAAGGGAUCGACAUUUCCAUUGUGGACAAUUCAAAUGUUUCAAGGGGUAUUAUUGGCGCUUUUGAAAGUCGAUAUGCACGUCAUUUCUCCGAUUUGCAUUUUCGCUUGUCACAAAUCAAGGACACGCAGCCAUACAAACCUGUACUCAGGGAAUAUGUUAUUGCCAAAUUUGAAGAUGCUUGGUAUCGUGCCAAGGUAAUGGAUAUUAAAACGAAUCAGUUUACCCGUAGAUACGAAGUUAUGUAUAUUGAAUUUACCAAUGUAUCCACUGUAACAGAAGAGGACAUUCGACGCUAUCCACCAAACUUAAAUGUUCCAUGCCAUACAAACGUUUGCCUCAUAGAAGGUUUUCCUCAUCGGCCAUCAAAGGCACAAAUUAACUUUUUACAGGAAAAGUUGCAAAUGCAUAAGGUGUUGCACGUCGAUGCUGUUAACUAUUUACAGGAUAUGGCAAUGAUCAGAUGCAACGCUUUAAUCGAUGCACUUAACAAAAUAGCUUAAAGCUGCAAGAACUUUCACUACACUCAAAAUAUGAUGUUAUUUUUAAAUAUCGUAUAACGAAGUAUAUAUAUAUAUA
Drosophila mojavensis is the source of this 2160-nucleotide messenger RNA. RefSeq lists its product as uncharacterized. The record is from RefSeq and is a predicted model, not a curated record. The transcript has 5 exons. NCBI's taxonomy places the organism in Eukaryota, Metazoa, Arthropoda, Insecta, Diptera, Drosophilidae. The coding region runs from base 12 to 2084 and encodes 690 amino acids.